GCUCGGUCCUGUUCAUUUUCCGACUCGCGCACGGUUCUGAAAAGCCCCCAUUUUUGCGGUGGUUCAUGUGGAGUGCGUGCGAGGAGUGUCGGUGUCGUUUUUUUCGUGUUUCCGAGUUGUUGUUGUUGUUGUUGUUCGGGAAGGUUUUCCACGGAAGCGAACGCGGGAAUCCUCACGCAUCCAGGCACUCCAGGCCGUAAGUGUGAGUGCGUGUUUGUGUGUGUGUGCGCCGUGUGUUGCCAUCGACGUAAAAGGUGCGUGUGCCCCCCCCGGUUAGGAGCGGAAACGAGCGGUGUGUCCCCCUGUUUCCGUGUGCGCGCGUGUGUCUGUGUGUGCGUGGGAAAAUAAUUUCCGGUGCGCGUUUGUAGUGCAUCGGCGGAAGCAGCGGCAGGAGCAGGAUCAACCCCACACCCCGACACGAUCACCGUGGUGUAUUGUGCGGCGAUCGAGUGUGUGUGUGUGUUCGGGUUGGGAAAAGUGUGCGAGUGUGCGAUUUUUGUUGUUGUUUUUGUUGUUCGUUAACGCAGAAAAAGGGCAGUGAAGGCGAGGAGAAAGUAGAAGAAAAGGGGAAGCGCAACAGAUCGCCACCACCAACCAUCGCCAGUGUUUCGGUUUCCGUUUCCGAUUGUAAAGCUGACCGACCACAGCCUGCCUACUCGUGAGGCAAGUGGGAAGAAGAUCACCGAAGGCGGCACCGAUCAAGGUGCGGUAACGUCUUGCUAAUCGAGAAAACAACCGACGAAGACGGAGGAGUUCUUUUUCGCGGCCGACAAGCGCGUGCCACAAUCGCUUUCUUCCAAAAGCCCACAAAGGAUCCAAGGCAUAACCCUUGUUGUAGGGCCCCCCCACCGCAAAACAAGCAGCAUCGCGCACCCCAAACCCCGGUCGCCGCCUGUAUGAGCAACGUGUGCCGCCGAUAGGAGCUCCGGACGCAGCAAGCAGCAGCAGCAGCAAGGAACGAGGAAGAACCACGGACCCGACGAUGGAUUGCAAACGGAUUUUGCGCUACUCGCCACUAGCAGUGCUGCUCCUAGUCACCCUAGUCUUUGCACAAAACUCAGAAGGUGCCCGCAAACGUGAUCUGAACAAUCUGUACCAAGUGAUCUAUUACGGUGACUCGCAGGUCGAGGUCGGCAAGCCGUUCUCGAUCUCGUGCAUCAUCAGCAUCGGCGACAAGAUCGAGUGGCACAAGGACGGCGAGCCGAUCCGGAAGCACACCAACAUCCGCCACGGCAAGGACGAUCAUCUGUACAACGUGAACGAGAUGUCCAUCGCAGGGAAUAACGACAAGAUCGAAGCGUCGCUCAGCGUCAACCGUGCGCUGCCGAAGCACCAGGGCAAGUAUCAGUGCAACCCGCUGUACCGGAACUACCACCAGCUGUACGUGUUCCGCAACGGGACGCUGCUGGGCCACGCGAGCCAACCGGGCGCGGGUCGACGCCACGAGACCGACGAAGGGUCGGUCCGUCCGGUGGUGCUCGGUACGACCAAGUCCACCCUGCUCGCACCGGUCGCGAUCGACCAUCAUCAUUUCACCACCGCCGUCGCACUAGCACCCGCUCCGGGGGCGACGCUCGAUCGUGAGGUCGGACACGGUUCGCACCAUCACCGACCUGCCACUGCCGGGGGCGGUCAUCGACAUCACGAAACGUCGGCUGAUGAGAAGCCGCUGCAACAACGAUCAAACGACGUCGGUCAAAAGAGUCCUAUGGAAGUAGGUGAUGUUGAGGAGCAGGAAGAGGGGAUGGAUGACAUGGAAAGCAUACUCGCGUUGACACACGGGGCCGAUAAGAGCUCGCCUUCGUCGGCGGGUGGCACUCGAGGCACGAAACAUACGCCGACCGCGAGACUGCAACCUCCUCCUCCACUGCUCGAAGAGGACGAGGAUGACGACGACGACGACGGCGACGGCAACGAGGAGGAUGGUGGUGGGGACACCGUCGAGGACCUCGCCGAGCCGGACACGGAGAUCAUUAUCGACAGCAAGGCCGUCUCACUCGACGACGAUAACAUCGAGCGGUUGAUCCAGAACAAGACCGACAUCGAUGGCAUCAUUCUGGUGGACAGCCGGGAGGAGUUGCCACCGGGUGGUGGGCCGAGGAUGCACCCCAAGCCGCACCAUCACACACCGCCGGGUGAAGACGGAGCCACCGCACCCAACACAGCCUCCUCCGUCGCCUUGGGGCCCACGAUAAUCGUGCCGAUUAAAAUCACCAGCUUCUCCGAAGAAGAGAUUCCACCAGCUCCAACCAUCAUUACUACCACCACAACCACCACCACCACGACUACCACAACCCCAGCGCCAACAACGGUGGUGCUGAUUACAACGAAAAUUGUCCCCUCCACCACAACCACCACCCCCGCACCGACCUUCUACCCCGCCGUCGUCCUGGGGGGUGGUGGUGAGGGGCAGAACAAUAGCGAAAACACUGCCCACCACCACCAUCAUCACCAUCGCGAGCAUCAUACAACGGCAACCGUUACCACCACCACCACCACCACCACAAUCGCCCCCGCUGCCGAUGUUCUGCAGCCUAACUACGACAUACCCGCCACUCGUCUAAAAGUAUUCGAUUUAGGAAAACCGUUGACGCUCGGCUGCAAUGUAACAAAGGAGGGAACGCACGAGUUAAGUUGGCUUAAAAACGGUACAAAUGUAAACGAAAUCGGCGAGCUGAAAGGUCGCUUCAAGCUCUUGGAGGCCGAGCGAAAGUUCAUCAUCACCCGGACGCUGGAAUCCGACGUCGGCCAGUACACGUGUAGCGUAGCUGCCUUGAAGCAAUCGAAAACUUUUAACGUAAUUGCUAAUGUUUUCGUUAAAUUUGAAAGCUCAGAAGUAAGCAAAACUAACAUCGUGGAAGGCGAGAAGCUGUCGCUCCACUGUAUAGCUCUCGGAACGGAGCCCACGAUUCAUUGGAUAAUUGGCAACACUACUUAUAACGAGUCGAAAAAUAACGUCGUACUGGGGCCGGACGAGACGGGCAUGCAAAACGCGAUGCUUACCAUCGAAAGCAUAACGCUGGACGACUACGUCGACUUCACCUGUGAGGCUCGAAAUAAUGCCACCGACUACACGAACAAGCCGGCACAGGUCACGAUGACCGUUAGAGUUAGAGGAAAAUACGCCGCACUUUACGUUUUCGUGGGUAUUAUUGCGGAAGUUGUUGUAUUAUGUGCGAUUAUUUUAAUAUGCGAAAAAAGACGUAACAAGACAGAGAUUGAGGAGAGUGAUACCGACCAGAGUCCCGACCAAAACAAGAACGGCUACCACGGUAAUGAUUCCGAACUACGCCAAAGAAAGUAGAGACACAGAGCCUCCCGUUCCCCUUCACAAAAGUAAACUAAAAAAAAAGAAACCUCCCCGGCGCCCAAAAAUCGCGUUCGUUGUGCUCACGAAUCGCGUGCGAGAUGUCGUGCUUUUUCAGUGCUGCGUGUUGCUCUCGUCUGCACAUGCACCUUUUUGACGAGUGCCGGGACGAACGACUGCGCCUACAGCUUCUCGCAUGUUCUCUUGCAGUCGUUUGUUGAGCAUUGUUACGUUUCGGUCGAAUGAAAGAAUGAAACCCCUCAUUUUGUUUUCUUUUUGGAGGAGCCGGACGCGCGCGGCGACUUGCGGCAAUCGCCUCCUGAUUUUUCAUUGCCAUUUUGUUCCGUUAAGCCUUUUUAAUUCUUUGUGUCUCUCCUCCGGGGGGUUAUCAAAUGCAGUAACAACCACUUACAACCGCAGCUGCCCAGCAAGAAAUAGAUAGAGAGAGAGAGUGACAGAAUAUAGCAGCCACAUAUAGUAGCAGCAGCACAACCACCACCACCCGCCAACACCCCAGCCCCCGUGUCUGGCGUUGUUGUUAACCAUAGGCUUCGGAUUCUAAUUCUUAUCCUCAAACUUACGUUAAUCGCUCCCCUUCCAGCAUGCACGAGUUUCUUGUUUCCAUCACCCCCAUCGUACUUUGAAGUAUGCGAAUUAAAAUGAAUACCUUUUUCCAAAUCUUAUAUGAUUUUUGAGGUUUGUUAAGCCUCGAACUCAAUCCACCUGACGCACGUUGGCGUUAGCUUUAACGGAUUCCCUUUUUUCCCCCCAAACUUGUUACCAUAUUUUCAUAACCACCGUUGGAGGUGUGAUCCAUGCGAGGGGGAGAUACUAUUAUUAUUCUAUCAGAUACAAGCAAAAAGAUAAUAUUUUAGUUUAGUUUGAUUUUGUUUUUCCACUAUCUUUUAUCGUACCACAUAUAUAUAUAUAUAUUUUUUUUCCUUCCAAAAAUUCACUGCAACCCCACGGACUUGCGUGGGGCGGCCUUCUUUACCUAGAGUAGUUAGCCUUACCGAACCCGUGCAACCCGUGCGAAAAGUGUUGCACAAACACUGUUGUUGAAAUUUGUUAGAAUUGUCAGUAUUUAAAGAAGAGAGCGAGAGAGAGAGAAAGAGGGAGACACGCGUGUGAAAAUCAAAACCCAGCCGAGCGAGCAGUAGCAAGGAGGUACAGAGGUUCGCCAGUAGGUACAACUGGCUGGCUGUUUGCAGGGUAAAAUACCAAACAACCGCGCACGAAACGGUGUAUUCAGUAUCGAUUAGAAUCUCAAUAAAAACAAAUUCUUUCCUCUAACAACACCAU
Molecule: messenger RNA, 4609 nt
Organism: Anopheles coustani
Lineage: Eukaryota; Metazoa; Arthropoda; Insecta; Diptera; Culicidae
Gene: Bsg
Exons: 10
Coding region: 983-3304 (773 amino acids)
Source: RefSeq, a predicted model, not a curated record